AUGGGCGGCAAACAGAGCAAGAUUACCGAGCAGGACAAAGAACCUCCCAGGGCGAUCCUGGACAUGAAGAUCCAGCGCGACCGGCUACAUCAGUACCAGCGUCGCAUCACCGUCCUGACGAACAAGGAGACCGAAAUUGCCAAGCAGCUGCUCGCAAAGGGCGACAAAAAGCGCGCACUGCUUGCGCUGCGGCGGAAGAAGUACCAAGAGUCGCUGCUGUCCAAGACGGAUGCGCAGCUGGAGCAGCUGGAGAAGCUGACGGCCAGCGUGGAAUUUGCGCAGAUUCAAAAAGAUGUGAUAUUUGGUCUGCAGCAGGGCACAAAGGUGCUUUCGGAGAUCCACGCGGAGAUGGGAGGUAUUGAGCACGUGGAGAAGUUGAUGGAGGAGAAUGCGGAGGCGAUUGCGUAUCAAAAUGAAAUUAGCGAAAUGCUCGGCACUCGUAUCACGGCGCAAGACGAAGAAGAAGUCGAAGACGAGCUCGCCGCGCUAGAAGCGGAGAUUUCUGGCGUCAACCAGAAACUUCCUACAGUCCCGAAUGCACAGCUUCCUGUUUCGGAGAGGCCGACAGCGCACGAGCAGGCGCAAGAGAGCAGACCGGAGAGACAGGCGAUGUUGGCGUCUUGA
This is a messenger RNA of Trichoderma gamsii, 624 nucleotides long. Its product is annotated as charged multivesicular body protein 6. Gene Ontology annotation, biological process: vesicle budding from membrane; late endosome to vacuole transport via multivesicular body sorting pathway. The coding region runs from base 1 to 624 and encodes 207 amino acids. Gene Ontology annotation, cellular component: multivesicular body; ESCRT III complex. The record is from RefSeq and is a predicted model, not a curated record. NCBI's taxonomy places the organism in Eukaryota, Fungi, Ascomycota, Sordariomycetes, Hypocreales, Hypocreaceae. The transcript is spliced from 3 exons.